GUCCCGCCCAGGGCUGCCGACGGAUGGGCAGAGGUAGGGGCAGGGGCGGGCGCUGCGGGGACGGGCAGAGCCCCUCUUCGGCGAGGCGGCUGCCUGCACUUGGCCGCGAAGCCCCAGGGAGGAGGAGGAGGAAGAGCCGGGAUGGAGGAGAGGGAGGCUCUCGCGCGAGGAGCUGCCUCGCCUUCGGCGCGCGAGGGGGUUGCGCCUUAGCCCUGAGCUACCUUCGCCCCAGGCAGCCGCUCCUAGUCAGAAAGUACCAGAUUGGAAAAGAGUAGAUGUCAGAGGGAAUUUGUUUAAUUGGGUAGUGGCUGACAGAAUCCCAGAGAAAAGAGUGGCCAGAGAUCCUUUGCGGGCCAUGCUGUUCUUCAGCAAUGGCAGGAUUUGGUGACGGAUGGAUUCAGCGAUGGUAGCCCCUGGCAUGUCUGAAGAGUACCCCGAUGGCUUGCCUGGAACUUCUGCACCUCGCCAAGGAGGGCAAGCAGUCAGACCGGAACUGGAGUUUGCACGCUCUCCCAUGCCAAGAGCAGCCCGGGGAAGACGAGGAGAGGACUAGGACAUUAGCCAUGGCUGCUGAGUGUUCUAUGAGACAUGGCAAAGCUGCAGAAAAGACAACCACAGCUGGUCAGGACCCUGUUUCCUUCACUUCCCCAUCGCCUCUGUCCCAGGAACACUUUGCAGCAGAGGAUACCAUCUGCUAUCCCAGCCACUCCAAAGGACAGGAGGCAGCCCAAAAGAGAGCCUGCUGCUGCGAAUCAGAGACCUCCUUCACACAUGUGGACGAAAACGUCAACAAUCUAGCGCUUGGGAGGAGUCUUGCUGACAAGAGCUGUUGCCAAGGCCAGGAUCUCCUCCCCUACCCUGAUCCAUGUGGGGAGAUGCCCCUGGAAUGGCCCCAUGAUCCCCCUUCAUUAGUGUCUGAGGAAGAGGAUGACACCAGCUCGGAGGCUGCCGGCGGGAAGUCUGUAGAUUACGGCUUCAUCAGUGCCAUCUUGUUUCUAGUCAGUGGGAUUUUGUUGGUGAUUAUUUCCUACGUGGUUCCUCGAGAUGUGAUGGUGGACCCCAGCACGGUGGCAGCCAGGGAGAUGGAGCGGCUGGAGAAUGAGAGUGCCAAGAUUGGGGCGCACCUGGAUAGGUGUGUGAUCGCCGGGCUCUGCCUUUUAACCCUGGGCGGCGUGGUGUUGUCCAGUUUGCUCAUGAUGUCAAUGUGGAAAGGAGAGCUGUACCGAAGGAACAGGUUUGCCUCCUCCAAGGAAUCGGCCAGGCUGUACGGCUCCAUGAAUUUCCGAAUGAAAUCUGCCGCCAAUGAUAAUAUGGAGUUAUCCUUAGUCGAGGAGGACACUCUCGCCAUAGACAGUUAGGGGAGCCAUGAUGCUAAGGCAAGAUGGAAUGAGGGAAAUAAUGUUCAAAGCAGGUGAUGCUUAAGGUGGCUCACAGCACCGAGCGAGAAACAUUUGUUGCCUAACCUGAAAUGGAGUAUUGUAUUAUAUAGGCACGUAUUCUUGGGUGAAACAAUGGCAGGGAAUAAAUAUACUGAUUUUCUGGUUGGAAUUCAGAUUGACAAAAAAGGGCUGAAAUCCUAAACAUGUUGGGAAGUAGAUUCCAUUGGUAUCUGCGAGGCUUAGGGCUGGUUCAUGGUGGCACAAUUGUUACUUGAUGAUCAUGUAACAGCUGCGUGACUUGCACAUGUGAAUGAGCCAUCAGGGAGACAGCAUGAGAGAGCAAACAUCCUUGCAGUGUUUCACAUGCGGUCAUUUUCAGUUGGGUGGGCUCCAGCCUUAAGAUGCGAGGCACCAAGUCCUGAAGGGGCAGAGAUGGUCAAGUGAUGUAUGUUCAUGUGUGAAUAAGACUUCGGUGAGCGAAGUUGCCUUUUGCAUGACUCAUUCGGACAUGCCAGUUGUCACUCGAUGCCGCACUCUCAUGGCAUCAUAGCUGGCAGCCAGCUGUGGCAAAGUGGUACAAAAACUCUGUCUUUGGUGUCACAUACCUGAUGGCUCCUUCACAAACCCCGGUGAUAAAUAUUCAUGUGUGAAUCGGUGUCCUUGCUUCCAAGUCCAGGCGUUUAGGAUUCCAGUCCGCCACUGGGUUUCUGCAUUUGAAACGGAAAUGUAUGACAAUUGGGGCAUUUAGAAUAUUAAUUGCCAGCUGUCCCUCCGGUGGAAAAUCCCAGGAAGCCUUUCAAAGCUGCGGAUGUCCCACUGUCGUCAGGCAGCUGGACUGCAAACAUUUUAUUUUUAUUACAGAUAUAACCAAAGUUUGUGAGUAAUACCAGAUCUUGCAGAGUUUCUCGUGGAGUGCUAAAAUAUUGCCUGUGGCUUUUUUUUUUUUUUGCCUAGUUCAUUUCUUCCCCCUCCCUUUCCACCCACUCUUCAUAUAAAGCAUUAAUACUGCCGCUGUAAAAACUGUAUCAGCCCACGUGCAAGGUUAGUAACUGCUAAUGUGGUAAUAUGCAAAGUGGGGGGGGGGCAAUAAUCAGUUAUCAAGGCUGCUGUUUGGUAUUUGCAGGGAGCCUUCUGUUUGAACCAGAGGGUUUUCAGAUUGGCCAGCAAGGAAUGUUAUUGGACUCGAUGCCCUAGUCUGUCUAUGCUCAGUGUUCCCUUUGGAGGCCCCCAAAGGAUGGAGGCAUUGAUUAAACUUCUGUCCUUCCCUGUCCUUAAAGCCUCAAGGCAGACCAAGAAAUCUGAGAGUAUAGAACCUGUUUCGGGUUGUUGUUUUUUUUUUUUAAGGACAGCUUAAAAAUAAUGUAAAAAUCC
Messenger RNA from Heteronotia binoei (common prickly gecko), 2750 nucleotides. RefSeq names its product transmembrane protein 74 (gene TMEM74). NCBI's taxonomy places the organism in Eukaryota, Metazoa, Chordata, Lepidosauria, Squamata, Gekkonidae. The transcript is spliced from 2 exons. Bases 438 to 1358 code for a protein of 306 amino acids. The record is from RefSeq and is a predicted model, not a curated record.